AUAUGUUGUGAUUUGUAGUUACUCAUUUAUAUUUUUAUAAUUGUAUACUUGUGUUUGUAUUUCUUUCUCAAUAAAUGACAAUAAAACCCGCCAGCGUCAGGUGGUGUUUGUUUCCAUAUUGCAGAGAAGAACUUGAAAAAGAAAGAGUAUGGCCUUUACGACCCUUAGACUCCCUCCUUAUCCAAAGCUUGUUACCAACAACAGGUUUAGCGGCAUCUUUGCUUCUCAAUUUCAUUCUUCCGCUUUACCAUCAAGAUUGGUCCUUGGGAGUUCCUCUUCCUGUGUGGGAACUCUUAGCUUAAGCAUCAAUCAUCAUAGCUCACCAUGGUCCUCUACUGCGUUCACAUGCUUUUCUCAGACAUCAGAGCUCUCCGUUUCAGUUGAUACAUAUGGCAGUAACACGGAGAGAGUGGUGGUUCUAGUUAUUGGUGGAGGCGGAAGAGAACACGCUCUUUGCUAUGCAUUGCAGCGGUCGCCGUCUUGCGAUGCUGUCUUCUGUGCACCAGGCAACGCGGGGAUUUCCACCUCGGGAAAUGCAACCUGCAUUCCUGACCUUGACAUCUUUGAUAGCUCAGCUGUGAUUUCUUUUUGCCGCAAAUGGGGUGUUGGUUUGGUGGUUGUUGAACCCGAAGCUCCCCUUGUUUCAGGUCUUGCCAAUGAUUUGGUAACGGCUGGAAUUCCUACUUUUGGCCCUUCAGCUGAGGCAGCUGCUUUGGCAGGUUCUAAGGACUUCAUGAAGACUAUAUGUCAUAAAUAUGGGAUUCCUACUGCUAAGUAUCAAACAUUUUCAGAUGCAUCAGCUGCAAAGCAAUAUAUUAAAGAGCAAGGAGCACCUAUUGUUAUCAAAGCAGAUGGACUCGCUGCUGGAAAAGGAGUUGCUGUUGCUUCAACAUUGGAGGAGGCCUACAAAGCCGUUGAUUCAAUGCUUGUAGAGGGCAUUUUUGGUUCCGCAGGCUACCGGGUCAUUGUUGAGGAAUUUGUUGAAGGAGAAGAAGCAUCAUUCUUUGCCCUGGUUGAUGGGGAGAAUGCCAUACCACUAGAGUCUGCACAAGAGUAUAAACGGGUUGGAGAUGGUGACACAGAUCCAAAUACUGGGGGAAUGGGGGCAUACUCCCCUGCACCAGUCUUAACUAAAGAACUUCAAAAUGUGGUCAUGGAAUCCAUUAUUCUCCCUACAGUUAAGGGCAUGUCAAUGGAAGGAUGCAAAUUCGUUGGGGUUUUAUAUGCCGGACUAAUGAUCGACAAGAAGUCUGGCUUACCUAAACUAACUGAGUACAACGUCCGCUUUGGAGACUCUGAGUGUCAGGUUCUGAUGGUACGUUUGAAGUCAGAUCUUGCAAAAGUUAUGCUAGCAACGUCUAGAGGAGAACUAAAAGGGGUCUCACUGAAGUGGUCUCCUGGAUCGGCCAUGGUGGUAGUAAUGGCAAGCAAGGGUUACCCUGGCUCCUAUGAGAAAGAGACUGUGAUUCGGAACCUUGAAGAAGCAGAGUGUGUUGCUCCUGCCGUCAAGGUGUUCCAUGCUGGAACAGCAUUUGAUUCAGAUGGCAACUUGAUUGGUACUGGUGGCCGUGUUCUUGGGAUUACAGCUAAAGGAAGAGAUCUUGAAGAAGCAAGGGAUAAAGCUUACCUAGCAGUUGAAGAAAUCAACUGGCCUGGAGGGUUCUACCGGCAAGAUAUUGGAUGGAGAGCAUCUCCUCAAAAGCAAUUUUCUAGAAAUGCUUAGGUCAACAUUAAAAUCAUGCGCACUACUUUUGACUAAACAUCUUACAAUAAUUAGCUCUUACACCCAUUGAGAAAUGAAAUCACCUCUAUGAAAGACUUGAAGAAUUUGUAACUCUGAAAGUUCUACAUUCCUGAAAAUCCAUUGCCCUGUUUCUGUA
Messenger RNA from Gossypium raimondii (Peruvian cotton), 1880 nucleotides. Its product is annotated as phosphoribosylamine--glycine ligase. Lineage: Eukaryota; Viridiplantae; Streptophyta; Magnoliopsida; Malvales; Malvaceae. The coding region runs from base 149 to 1723 and encodes 524 amino acids. The record is from RefSeq and is a predicted model, not a curated record. The transcript is spliced from 4 exons. Gene Ontology annotation, biological process: purine nucleobase biosynthetic process. Gene Ontology annotation, molecular function: metal ion binding; phosphoribosylamine-glycine ligase activity; ATP binding.